Molecule: messenger RNA, 3622 nt
Organism: Portunus trituberculatus (swimming crab)
Lineage: Eukaryota; Metazoa; Arthropoda; Malacostraca; Decapoda; Portunidae
Product: proprotein convertase subtilisin/kexin type 7-like
Exons: 12
Coding region: 1-2202 (733 amino acids)
Biological process (GO): protein processing
Cellular component (GO): trans-Golgi network; Golgi membrane
Molecular function (GO): serine-type endopeptidase activity
Source: RefSeq, a predicted model, not a curated record
AUGGUGGUGACCCCAGUGAGGCCAUGCACCACUGAUGCGACCCAUUCUGGUGACCUUCACAUGACUAGAGGCUCAAAUAUUCACUCUUUAGCUUGGGUCAUCAAACACUCUCACUCCUGCCAGUUGUCGCAAAUUCUUGGUGAUUUUAAGAGCCUAGAGGCCAAUUUGCAGCUUUCCCAGUACUGCGGGGAGGACGUGCCAAGGAAACUCAUCAUUCUGAAGCAAUGUCACUACACCACACAGCACCACACCAUCACUAUUUCACUCCAACCACAGCAGGACAAGCCAGCAAUACCAAAAAACUUUAAAUUUCAUAUUGCACACACCACACACAACACCACCACCUUGCAAGAUAGAGAGGUGGUGUUCCUAAAGGUGGAAGGAUGUGUGGGGAGCUUUCUUGCCUCCCACCCUUGCCUUGUGUACACUAGCCAGGAGGUGCUGAGGCCACGGAAGAAGAGAACCAGUCUAGAAUUUGAAGACCCUUUGUAUAAUGAACAGUGGCAUUUGAGUAACACGGCACCAGGACAGUACGACAUCAACGUGGGAGGAGUGUGGGAGAGCGGCAUCACAGGGCGGGGGGUGACGGUGUGUGUGAUUGAUGACGGGCUGGAGUGGCGCCACCCAGACCUGCGGAACAACUACAAUCCGGCUGGCUCUUAUGAUCUUAAUUCUGAUGAUCCUGACCCCUCGCCUGUUAAGAAUGGAGAGCGCAACGAGCACGGGACGCGGUGUGCGGGUGAGAUCGCAGCAGUGGCCAACAGUGUGUGUGGCGUGGGGGUGGCCUUCCAUGCUAACAUAUCCGGGAUCAGGGUGCUGGGGGAGCGGAUGACAGACUCCAUGGAGGCCGCUGCAUUCGUACAGGGCCUGGCGGUCAAUGAUAUAUACUCCUGCAGCUGGGGGCCGGAUGACGAUGGGCGGACGGUGGAUGGGCCGCACCACCUGGCCAGGGAAGCGCUGCGGCAUGGGGUGACUUAUGGCCGGGGGGGGUACGGGGCCAUCUAUGUGGUGGCCUCGGGGAAUGGCGGACGCAACAAGGACAACUGUAACUUUGAUGGGUAUGCCAACUCCGUGUACACAGUGACCAUUGGUGCGGUGGAUUCUCACGGUCGCAUGCCAUACUAUGCUGAGGAGUGCGCCGCCAUGCUGGCCGUCACUCCCAGCAGCGGCACCAAGGGCAGGGACAUUGUGACAACAGACUGGCAGGAGAUCAGUGCCUCGGGCUGCACCAAACACCACUCGGGCACCUCAGCAGCUGCCCCACUGGCUGCCGCUGUCAUCGCCCUGGCCCUGGAGGUGCAGCCCUGCCUCUCCUGGCGGGAUGUGCAGCACCUCAUUGCUCUCACAUCCAGGAAGAUCGAUGCCAGCAACCCAGACUGGUCUCUAAAUGGGGCUGGCCUUCACCACUCUCACCAGCACGGAUUUGGCUUGGUGGAUGCAGCUGCUAUGGUCUCUUCCGCAGCUGUAUGGGAGUCUGUGCCCUUCUCCACCACCUACUCCUCCCCUCUGAUGGUGGAGGAGGUGGCCAUCCCCGCCGAGAGGAUGCAUGGAGUGGCAUUUCGGCACCAGGUGGACCAGAGCAUUUUGGCGAGUUACGCUCUGGCCACUUUGGAGUUUGUACAGGUCCAAGUGUCCCUGCAGCACCAGUACCGUGGCAGCCUCAAAAUUGUCCUGGUGUGUCCCAGUGGCACGCGCUCCACCCUCGCUGCACCACGGGAGGCUGACAAUUCCACCAAGGGUCUGAGUGAGUGGUCGCUGGGGACGGUGCGGUGCUGGGGGGAGGAGGCGGCGGGGGUGUACCAGGUCACCGUGACACAGACCAGGCACCAGCAUCUCUCUGGCCGCCUCACCUCAUGGCGCCUGGUGCUUCACGGGUCGUCUCUCACCAAGCAGCAGUUCCAGGAAAGACGCAGGCUGGUGGAGAGGGCCCAGCGUGGAGAGGUGAUCCAUGUCAACAGAAGCACUCUUUGUCAUCCACCGGAGCUCAGAUUUAAGCCCUUCCACCCUCUGCCGGAAAAGUGGCUCAAGGUCCUGGCGGUCACCUCACUGUUCCUGCUGGUGAUGGUGGCGUUCAACACACUUGAGUACAUCUUCUGCUACAAUGACGAGAAGGAGAGGUUCUACCGGCGGCUGAGGGACGUGGCGGCUGGCAGGGCUCUUCAGCACCGCCGCAGUACCUCAGGAUCACUCGCCGGAGACUAGGGCCACCUGGGGACUCUGCGGCAUAUGGGAGUGUGGUAGGUGGUGUGGAGAGUGACAGGAUACGCUCACAGUCGGCAUCCUACGAGAUCCUUCCGUUAAUGGGUGAAGGUGUUGACACUGCCUUGGUGUCCCCGUCGCCCUCCUGUGAUGCGGAUGUCUCUAGUUUCGGUGGUGAGGAUGAUGACACGGAUGAAGAUGGCUUUUCGUCACACUGCACCAGCGACACAGUGCUUCCCAAGGACACUGAUGCCACGGACUUCACAAACGAUGAAUUCUUCUCUGAGGUGGAUGAGGAGAGGCUAGUCAGUGGUGGAGGGAAGGUGGAGAAGCUGGAGAAAGUGGAGGUGGAGGUGGAGGUGCAAGAGGAGGAGGAGGAGGAAGAGGAAGAGGUGUUUGUGAGAGACAGUAUUAUGGGGAGGAGGGAUCUAGUGCAUGUGGACUUGUGGGCGGAGAGAUGAGAGAUGGAGGAGUGGAGGAAAGGAGGAGUGGAAGGUUUUAGUAGUAGUAGUAGUAGUAGUAGUAGUAGUAGUGGUAGAAAGAAGUGUGAUAUGAGCUACCAGAUAGAAGAAGAAAGUUUUGAUAAAUGGAGUAAGAAGAGGAAGGUGAGAAAAGUUAACAAGAACACAAGAGGAAAAGGAAAGAAGGAAGAAGAGGAAUAGGAAAAAGAAGAAGAAAAUAGCAGAUAAGGAAAAGAGAGACAAAAAGAAAACAAGUAAUAAGACAUGAUUAGCUAGUAUAUAUAUUAAACCAAAGAAAAUAAGAAAUAAAGGAGAGAGGAAAUGAAAAGUGAAUAUUAAUGUGACUUUCUGAAGACAACGAACUAGAGUAACAUUUGUAUUUAUCUCAGAAUGAAGCAGUUGUAAAAAGAAAUCUAUUGGCAAACACUCCCAUCUUACUUGGGAGUUUAAAAGAAGUUAUAGUGGAAGUUACUGGUGUUUUUAAGGGUGUUUUCAAGGUUCUAAUAGUUUCACAGGCUACAGUGGAAGUUAUUGGUGUUUUUAAGGAUGUUUUCAAGGUUCCAGUAAUAGUUUGACAGGCUGCAGUGGAAGUUAUUGGUGUUUUCAGGGUUCCAGUGAGGUUUUGGCAGCCUCUAGAAGUUAUUGGUGUUCUUAAGGAUGUUUUCAGGACUCCAGUGAGGUUUUGGCAGCCUUUAAUUGAAGUUUUUAGUGUUUUGAAGGAUGUUUUCAAGGUUCCAGUGAUAAUUUGGCAGCUUUUAUUGGAAGUUAUUGGGUUUUUUUUAAAGGUGUUUCCAAGGUUCUAGUAAUUUGGCAGGCUGCAGUGGAAGUUAUUGGGGUUUCUAAGGUUCCAGUGAUAUUUUGGCAGUGUAAUGGAAGUUACUUGCGUUUUCAAGGGUGUUUGCAGGGUUCUAAUAGUUUGAUAGGCUGCAGUGGAAAAAUGAAAACACUGAAAAAAAGAGAGA